CACACACACAUACACACACACACACAAACAUAUGCAGUUGCAGAAAAAAUAUCUAAGGUUGGUUGUCGAUUGCUAUCAGAAAUGCUAUAAAUAUCACAUCUAGGGUUAGGGUUAACAGCUGAGGUCUUCUUGUAAUUGUUUUGAUCUUUCAGUCCCUAACUAUUUCCAACCGUAGAAAUUAAAGUAAAAGAACAAAAACUUAUUAUAUAUUUUUCUCUUCUUCUUUAAUAUAUAGGCAAUAUUACAAGUUUAGAUUUCAUAAAAAAAACAAUCAAGAAGAAGGAGCUAAGAGGAGAAUUGAAGGGAGAAAGCAUGAGGAAGCGUCAGGUGGUGUUGAGGAGAGCCUCGCCGGAGGAACCUUCUAGAAGCUCGUCCACGGCUUCGUCUCUGACGGUGAGAACUGUGAGAUACGGCGAGUGUCAGAAGAACCAUGCCGCGGCCGUGGGAGGUUACGCUGUUGACGGCUGCCGUGAGUUUAUGGCAAGCCGAGGCGAGGAAGGUACCCUGGCAGCACUAACGUGCGCCGCCUGUGGCUGCCACCGCAGUUUCCAUCGAAGAGAAAUUGAAACCGAGGUUGUUUGCGACUGUAAUUCACCUCCUUCUACUGGAAAUUAGACAAGAAAAAUCUAGAGCUAGCUAUGAGUGUGUUUGUGUCUUUGUGUGUUACAUAUACAGAUUAAUCUGAAAAUAUUAUAUUUGCUUUUUUAUUUCUUCUUUAAUAUUAAGGGCUUGUGUUUCUUUGUGAAUUUAAGAAGAAACUAUUAGAGAUUUAUAGAUUGGAGGUGGUGGAAGCAGUGAAAGAUUUAUUAUAAUUGGAUGCUUUUGGGGUUUGAGAAUGUUUAGGAAAAGGUUAGGCUUCUGAAGUGAAAUAUUAAGAUUAUUGUUUUUUUUUUAAUGUAAUAUAUUGUCUGAUUUCUUU
Molecule: messenger RNA, 919 nt
Organism: Arabidopsis lyrata subsp. lyrata
Lineage: Eukaryota; Viridiplantae; Streptophyta; Magnoliopsida; Brassicales; Brassicaceae
Product: mini zinc finger protein 2
Exons: 1
Coding region: 313-615 (100 amino acids)
Biological process (GO): regulation of DNA-templated transcription; regulation of developmental process
Cellular component (GO): nucleus
Molecular function (GO): DNA-binding transcription factor activity; transcription cis-regulatory region binding
Source: RefSeq, a predicted model, not a curated record